AUGGUGCAGAUGAGGGUUGAGAAGCUCAGCUGUGCGCUCACCGGCGGCCGGCCAGUCGCGCCGCCCUCACGCACGCUCUCAAACGGCCUGGGCGCCAUGAGGCCGGCGGUCAAUGGGCCUCCGAGGCCCGGGCAGCCGGCACCAGGAGGGGGCAUCGCGCACCUCGGGCUCGGGUCGACCUCGUCUCCCACGCUCGGCACGCCCGCCCUGGCGGCGGCGCUGCGCGCGCCCAAGCCCGGCGCGGGAGGGGGACACGCCUGCCUGAUGUGGUCCGGCCGGCCAGCCUCCGGGAUUGCCGAGUCGAGCACGACCCCGGUCGCCCCCAUCGAGAGGCUGCUCAGCAAGUCCGCCUCGAGCAUCUCGCUAUCGUCGCGGAGCGAGGCGCCGCCGGCAAGGGGCGAGCUGGCGAGGGGCGAGGCGGGCAGGGGUGAGGGGGCGCUGAGGAGCGACGGCAGAGCGGCGAUCGAUACCACUGCCGCCGCGGCAGUCAGCGCCGCUGCGCGAGGUUCGGGCGGCGGCAGCGCCGCGCCUCCGGGCGGCAGCAGCGCGCCUCUGGGUGGCAGCAGCGCGCUGCCAGAGGAGUUCACCGGCGGCGGCGGGGUGCCCCCCGAGGACGUCAUCAUCAUCCACGUGCGCGACGAGGGCCGUCGCGUGAACCGCGACUUUUACUGCUCGCGGGAGUUGCUCCUCGAGCACAUGCACUAUUUUGCGAGCUACCUGGCAGACGACCGGCGGCACGAGGAUGUCGACAUCUCGGUCCACUGCGACGUGCACAUCUUCGAGUGGCUGAUGGAGUACAUCCACCAGCCGUCCGCGCCGCCUCUGCUCGACCCCUCCUCCGUCGUCUCGAUCCUAAUCUCGGCCGACUUCUUGCAGAUGCCCGACCUGGUACAGCUGUGCCUCGCCUACUUCAAGCAGAACGCCUCCGACGUCCUCAGGCUGCCCAUCGACCUCUCCUGCCUCAACGACGAGCUGCUGAGCGAGCUCGCGAAGCUCUUCCAGCCGGACGAGCUCGAAAAGGUGAGGGACAAGAAGGACAAGCUCGUCUCGCGGCUCUACGACGCAAAGAUCGAGGCGCAGCUCGCUCCAGACACGGCGGUGCUCCACCGCUGCACCUACUGCCACAAGCUCUUUGCCGACGGCCAGCGCGAGUGGGAGACGUGCCCCAAGGCGCCGGUGAUGAUCGACUUCCACGGAAACGCCAUCUCCGAGCACGUCGCCGACCGCGCGUGGGACAUGCGCCGGUGGGUCGCCGCGACGAGGCGCGCCAAGCAGUACUCGGCGCGCGACCUCUACUGGAAGAUUUGGUCCCUCGUCCACUUCCUCACCUGCUCGGUCUGCGGUCAGCCCUUUCCGCUCGCAGAGCUGGAGCACUGCACCUACCACCCGCAGCAGCCCACCUUUGCAAAUGGCGACAACUGCGGCACCUACCCCUGCUGCGGCCAGCCGGCGCUCCGCUUCGACCUCUCGGCGGGCCGGCGCCGUCUUGGCUGCUGCGCCAAGCGGCACACGCCUGACCUUCGCGGACGGCUCCUGGCCGGCGGGGCCGAGUCGUGUCAGCGAAAGUGGCUUCUGGAGACCGCCCUCGCCCACGCGGACCUCGUGCUGACGCCCUUCGAGCCGUCGAGCCCCGGGAAUCCUCCCGCAGAGCAGUCCGGCGUGGGGCAGAGCGGCGCUAGCUCCGAGUCGGACGAGGAGCCCUUCGCUCUGAAGCCCCCAACAGAAGCCAGCGACGCAGACUCCGACAGCCGGGUGACGAGUGAUGACGAUUCGGACGCCGAUUCGGUGUCCGAUUCCGGCGGCAGCUCGUCGGCAGCAGCCCAGUCCGACGACGACUCGCACGAGCCGGCCGACACGCCCGGCGGGGCAGCCGCGGCGUUCGGCUCCACCGACGCGCCCGGCCUGGCCAACCCCACGCCCGGCCUGGCCGCCGGCACGCCCGGCUCGAUGGCCGCCCUCCCGAGCGCCCUCGCCGCCGCAUCAUCUUUAGCAUCCCGGGCAGAGGUGGCGCGAACCGCUGGGGGGAGCGGAGCGUGGCGCGUUGACUCGCAGCAGCACGAGGACCAGCAGCGGCUCACGCGCCUGUGCUGGGCGCUGGAGGCGCAGCGGCAGGACGCGGGCCCGGUGUGCAAGGACGUUCCGCACGGCGACCGGGCCCCCACUCUGAGCGAGAGGAAGGCGUUCUUUCUCGACCGGCGGUUCAUCAUGCAGCUGUCGCGUAGCGGCGCUGUGAGCGUGGUCUGGCCGAGAUCGAGCGCGACCGCAGUCGGAAAGCGUGAGCCAUUUGUCGCGUCUCGCUGA
Molecule: messenger RNA, 2301 nt
Organism: Emiliania huxleyi CCMP1516
Lineage: Eukaryota; Haptophyta; Isochrysidales; Noelaerhabdaceae
Exons: 6
Coding region: 1-2301 (766 amino acids)
Source: RefSeq, a predicted model, not a curated record